Onychomys torridus (southern grasshopper mouse) is the source of this 1949-nucleotide messenger RNA. RefSeq names its product death effector domain containing (gene Dedd). Bases 484 to 1440 code for a protein of 318 amino acids. The record is from RefSeq and is a predicted model, not a curated record. Gene Ontology annotation, molecular function: DNA binding; protein binding. Lineage: Eukaryota; Metazoa; Chordata; Mammalia; Rodentia; Cricetidae. Gene Ontology annotation, biological process: extrinsic apoptotic signaling pathway via death domain receptors; apoptotic process; regulation of apoptotic process. Gene Ontology annotation, cellular component: nucleolus. The transcript has 6 exons.
AACCGCCCCGAAACCGCCGUUAAGAAAACCCUGCGUUGCCAGCUUGCCCCAAAGCAAGAUGGCUGCCAGUCUCCAUUCUCUCUUCCCAACGUGAAGCUAGCCAUUCCCUGCUUAAUGCCGCUGCCAGGCUGCCCUCACCUAGUAUGGCUACUCCGCUCAUGCCUCGUUAUGGUCUCGAAGCCGACACUAACCGGCCAGGUUCCGGGAGGCGCUGUUCAGGAUGCAGCCACCCCCGCCCGUCUCUCCCCUCCCCCACGCCCGCGGCGGCGGCGGCGGCGGCGGAGGCGGAGGCGGUGGCGGCUGGAGCCCGGAUGCGGCGCCGUGAGACAGGCCCGGGAGAGCAGCGCGGAUGGAUCCAACAUGGCGGCGCCGAGCCUGAGCCCAGAGAAGAGACCUGGGAAAUUAAAUUUCUUGCAAAGGACUCUGGAGACUGCAGCUGCUGAGCAGAGACUCUGGAAAGCACUCUGUCCCUGAGCCUCUAGCAUGGCGGGCCUGAAGCGGCGGGCAAGCCAGGUGUGGCCCGAAGAGCAGGGUGAGCAGGAACAUGGGCUCUAUAGUCUCCACCGUAUGUUUGACAUCGUGGGCACCCACUUGACGCACAGAGAUGUUCGUGUGCUUUCUUUCCUCUUUGUUGAUGUCAUCGAUGACCAUGAGCGAGGACUCAUCCGAAAUGGACGUGACUUCUUACUGGCACUGGAGCGCCAAGGCCGCUGUGAUGAGACUAACUUUCGCCAGGUGCUGCAGCUGCUGCGCAUCAUCACUCGCCAUGACUUGCUGCCCUACGUUACUCUCAAGAAGAGACGGGCUGUGUGCCCUGAUCUUGUAGACAAGUAUCUGGAGGAAACAUCAAUUCGCUAUGUGACCCCCAGAGCCCUCAGUGAUCCAGAACCGAGGCCUCCCCAGCCCUCUAAAACAGUGCCUCCCCACUAUCCUGUGGUGUGCUGCCCCACUUCAGGUUCUCAGAUGUGUAGUAAGCGGCCAGCCCGAGGGAGAGCCACACUUGGGAGCCAGCGAAAACGUCGGAAGUCAGUGACCCCAGACCCCAAGGAAAAGCAGACAUGUGACAUCAGGCUUCGAGUCCGGGCGGAAUACUGCCAGCAUGAGACUGCUCUGCAAGGCAAUGUCUUCUCCAAUAAGCAGGACCCACUUGAGCGCCAGUUUGAGCGCUUUAACCAGGCCAACACUAUCCUCAAGUCCCGGGACCUGGGCUCCAUCAUCUGUGACAUCAAGUUCUCUGAGCUCACCUACCUCGACGCAUUCUGGCGCGACUACAUCAAUGGCUCAUUAUUAGAGGCGCUGAAAGGUGUCUUCAUCACAGACUCUCUCAAGCAAGCUGUGGGCCAUGAAGCCAUCAAGCUGCUGGUGAAUGUGGAUGAGGAGGACUAUGAGCUGGGCCGACAGAAACUCCUGAGGAACUUGAUGCUGCAGGCAUUGCCCUGACCUUCCCCUGUCUCACCUCUCCGGGGAUCGGUGGCUCUGUCACCGCUGGAGCUGACAGACUGUUCUGGGGUUCCUUCUCCGCCUUCAACCAAUCACACCACCUUUUCUUUCUUUCUUUCUUUCUUUCUUUUUUUUUUUUUUUAAGGAAAAGACAAAGGAAAGUGGAAAUGGUGUUCCCUACCCCUCCCUGCACCCAUGUGCCUGGGCUUCCCCUCUGUUUCCUGUUGCCACUUACCCAUAAUGUGCGUCUCUACAGCCACCUUACCACUGAGCCGUAAGACAAGUGUAUAGGACGGAGUCUAUGGAACAAGCCUUGUAAGGGACUGAACGCUGCUUUCAGGUGCAUCGAGGGGUAAUCAAUACUUAUGGCUUUAUGAGGGCUCUAAAAUUUUGUCUGAAAAACCAAAGGGCUGUGAGUAAAGGAGCUGUGUGGAAGGUGGGACUCUGAAGUGUAUUUUGGAAAUUAAUUACCACCUUCUUCCAAAUUAUAGAAUUUUUUAAAAACAGAA